This is a messenger RNA of Pristis pectinata (smalltooth sawfish), 1175 nucleotides long. RefSeq names its product serine/threonine-protein phosphatase 2A 65 kDa regulatory subunit A alpha isoform-like. The record is from RefSeq and is a predicted model, not a curated record. Gene Ontology annotation, molecular function: protein binding; protein phosphatase regulator activity. Gene Ontology annotation, biological process: protein dephosphorylation. Bases 33 to 1175 code for a protein of 380 amino acids. The transcript is spliced from 10 exons. Gene Ontology annotation, cellular component: protein phosphatase type 2A complex; cytoplasm. NCBI's taxonomy places the organism in Eukaryota, Metazoa, Chordata, Chondrichthyes, Rhinopristiformes, Pristidae.
GCCGGCGGCGUGCGCAGGCGCGCGGUGGGGAGAUGGCGGCGACGUCGGGGGACGGGGACGACUCUCUGUACCCGAUCGCGGUGCUGAUCGACGAGCUGAGGAAUGACGACGUGCAGCUCCGUCUCAAUAGCAUCAAGAAGCUGUCCACCAUUGCACUGGCUCUGGGCGUGGAGAGAACACGCAAUGAACUGCUGCCCUUCUUAACAGAUACCAUCUACGAUGAAGACGAGGUGCUGCUUGCCCUGGCUGAGCAGCUGGGAUCGUUCACCACCCUGGUGGGAGGCCCAGCGCACGUCCACUGCCUGCUGCCCCCGCUGGAGAGCCUGGCCACAGUGGAAGAGACGGUGGUGCGGGAGAAGGCAGUAGAAUCGCUGCGCGCCAUCUCGAAGGAGCACUCUCCCUCGGACCUGGAGCGCCACUUCGUGCCUCUGGUCAAGCGCCUCGCCAGUGGCGACUGGUUCACCUCCCGGACCUCAGCCUGCGGGCUCUUCAGUGUGUGUUACCCGCGGGUCUCCAACACGGUCAAGGCCGACCUCCGGCAAAACUUCAAGCAUCUCUGCACAGAUGACACUCCCAUGGUCAGGCGCGCGGCUGCUUCCAAACUGGGCGAGUUUGCAAAAGUCCUGGAGUUGGAGAACAUCAAGUCUGAGAUCAUGCCCAUGUUCACCAACCUAGCCACGGACGAGCAGGACUCGGUGCGGCUGCUGGCGGUGGAGGCGUGCGUCAGCAUCGCGCAGCUCCUGAAGCGCGAUGAGGUGGAGAAGAUGGUGAUGCCCACCCUGCGCCAGGCCAUGGAGGACAAGUCGUGGCGCGUGCGCUACAUGGUGGCGGACAAGUUCACCGAGCUGCAGAGAGCGGUCGGCCCCGAGAUCACCAAAACAGACCUGCUUCCGGUCUUCCAGAACCUCAUGAAGGACGACGAAGCGGAGGUCCGGACGGCUGCCGCCCAGAAGGUCAAAGAGUUCUGCGAGAACCUGCCCAAGGAUGUUCGGCAGCAGAUGAUCAUGAGCCAGAUCCUACCCUGUGUCAAAGAGCUGGUCUCGGACGGCAACGAGCACGUGAAAUCGGCUCUCGCUUCCGUCAUCAUGGGCCUCUCUCCCAUCCUGGGGAAGGACGGCACCGUGGAGCACCUCCUGCCCCUCUUCCUGGCACAGCUGAAGGACGAGGACUCCUGA